UUCCACUUAACAUCAGAGAAAAAUAAAUUAGAGAUGAGAGUUGUAAGAAGAAUAAGUAAUUCUACGGAUGCCAGUGAUUUUUUAAGAAAGUUAGAAGAACAAGAUAGGCGUGGCUUGAAGUAUGUAAUUCUUGACUGUGAACCAGAAGUCGCGAAGUCUAUUGUCAGUCUACAUAUUCAGGAUACGUACAUGAACAGACGAAAUUAUCAUUUCUUAAUAACGAGUCUGAUAAUUGAAGAUGACUGGAACGAUGCUUUGCUGCCGCAUGGAGCUGUCAACGCCACUGGAUUCCAAAUGCUUCAGGAGACUAGACCUGAAGUGAGGGAGUUCUUAACAGCUUGGAAGUCUCUUGAUCCUUUCAGAUGGCCUGGGGGAGGAACACAGCACAUUACGACUGAAGUUGCUUUAAUGUAUGAUGCCACCAAAGUGAUCCUUGAAACAUUCAAUCGACUUUUGAACAAAAGACCUGACAUCUUUCGCAACAACUUCCGAAGAGGAGAAGUUUACAACAAUGGGACUAAAGGUAUCAACUGUCAGCAGACGCCAGUAAUGCCUUGGGAGCAUGGAGAUCGAAUAACAAGAUUCAUGAAAAAGACAGAAAAAAUUGGAUUAACGGGAAAUAUUACCUUUGACGAUUUUGGAUGGAGAAAAAACUUCACUGUUAACAUAGUUGAAAUGUCAAUGAACAGUGAAAUGGUGAAAGUUGCACACUGGUCAGAUUCUGAUGGCCUUCAAUUAAUACCACCUAACUACCGAAGAAUACCUCAAAACACAGGAUUUGAAAAUAAGACGUACAUCGUGACAAGCAUUUUGGAAGAACCCUAUUUGAUGUACAAGAAAGCUGAGCCUGGUCAAAUAUUAGAAGGAAAUGAUAUGUUCGAAGGCUACUGUAAAGAUCUGGCCGAUCUUAUCGCAGAUAACUUGAAGUUCAGUUUUAUAAUCAAGCUAGUCAAUGAUUCAGCAUACGGAGGAAAAGACGCAAAUUCUUCUGUUGGAUGGAAUGGUAUGGUUGGGGAAUUAAUAAGAAAGGACGCAGAUAUGGCCAUCGCACCUUUAACAAUAACAUCCGCAAGAGAAAAUGUUAUAGAUUUUACGAAACCUUUUAUGUCAAUGGGAAUUAGUAUCAUGAUCAAGAAGCCUAUGAACAGAUUACCUGGGGUAUUUUCCUUCAUGAAUCCACUUUCAGAAGAAAUCUGGAUGUGCAUCAUUUUUGCUUAUGUUGGAGUAUCCGUUGUUCUAUUUCUUGUUAGUCGCUUCUCACCGCAUGAAUGGAGAUACGAAGAUAACUUCAUGGGACCUUCAGCCUCCAAUGAUUUCUCUUUGCACAACAGUCUUUGGUUUUCUUUAGGCGCCUUCAUGCAACAGGGUUGUGACAUUUGCCCCAGGUCUAUUGCCGGUCGCAUCGUUGGCAGCGUGUGGUGGUUUUUUACUCUUAUUAUCAUUUCAUCUUACACAGCAAAUUUGGCAGCGUUUUUGACAGUCGAAAGAAUGGUAACGCCUAUUAAUUCUGCUGAUGAUUUAGCUAAACAGACAGAGGUUGAAUAUGGAACACUCAUGCAUUCAUCGACACAAGAAUUUUUUAGGUUACAAAGUGGCAAGAUUCCAGUUUAUGCUCGUAUGUGGGAAUUCAUGAAUUCUAGAAAGCACGUGUUUGUUCGUACAUAUGAAGAAGGAAUACAAAGAGUGCGUGAAUCCAAAGGCAAAUAUGCAUUUCUAAUGGAAUCGACAAAAAACGAAUAUAUAAAUGAAAGAAAGCCUUGCGACACCAUGAAAGUGGGAAGAAAUUUAGAUGCCAAAGGAUAUGGAGUUGCUACACCAGUGGGAUCAAAUCUCAGGGACCGUCUCAAUCUGGCAGUUUUAACCAUGUUGGAAAACGGAGAUUUGGCUCGACUGGAAAAUAAAUGGUGGUAUGACAGGAGUGAAUGUAAAAAUGGAGAAUCUAAGGAAUCAUCUCAAAACGAGCUGACUCUAAGUAACGUUGCUGGCUGUUUCUACAUUCUAAUUGGAGGCUGUGGGUUAGCUCUCAUGGUUUCAUUUUUGGAGUUUUGCUACAAGUCCAAAAUGGAGGCUACGAGAUCUAAGAUGACGCUUUGUGAAGUGAUGAUGAAUAAAUUGCAUACAUCAGUGACAGGACAGUCACAUGCCAACCACGCCAGGCUCUACCAAGCUGCUACGCAAAUGAUUACUUCCGAAGGAAUAUCGGAUCAAGUAAGCUCUAAUACUCACACUCAAGUAUGAAGAAAACUUUUCAUGAUUUAAAAUUUCAUGAUCCCCAAGAAAGCGCUGAGUCAUCUACGCUUCAGUACGACAGACUUCCAAUCCGAAGCAUCGAGAAUGAGUUGAUGAAUCUGCACAUCUCUCAAAGAACAUCAUGCAAAAUGUUUAUCUAUUGAAAUUAAGCAUCCAGGAUGGAAGUUCGAAGAUUAAACUAUUACGUUGUUUGAGAAAUUUCCAAAGCACAGAAAUUCAAAUAAUUUUCGAAUUGGCUGACAAAUUCUGCAAAGAAAUGAUUGAAAGAUUUACGGAAAGAAAAACCUUUUGAAAUCGUAAAAUUUUAGGAGAGUAAAUAUUAUUGUGAUAUGCUUAAAAUAUUACAAUGUUAAAUAAAAUUCGAUAUAUAUAUAUAUAUAUACAUAACUGUGUAAGGAAAAAGGGCUUAAGAUAUUAUUUAUAUAUUGUAAUUUUACAUAUAAUAUUUUUUAUACGAAGUCUAAAAAAUUAUGCCGAGUUUAUGUAAUAUGCAACCAAACGGAUUUUCUAAUCAGCCUCUAUAAGUAAAUGCAAAACUAAUGAGUUUAGCAUUGCAUGUACUCAAUAUAAAUAAUUCUUACGAAGUAGAAGCAAUUCAAGCAUUAGAAUAAGCAUACGCAUUCAUUAGGCUGCUUAUCUAACGCAGUUUUUCUCGGUAAACCUGCAGAAAAUGUAUAAACAAUUUCGUUCAUAAAAUUUUUAACAUUAUUACAGUACUUGAUUUAAUAUCUUGAAAAUAUUAAAUUAUAAGGAAAAAAUUUGUUAGAUCAACAUUCUUACAUUUUUAUUUUUAUUAUGGAUUUAAAAAAAAUUGUAUUUUAUGUGAAUACUGACAUCCUAAAUUUUUACUUAUAAGUUAAAAGUUCCUCCUUGAAGCUCCCCAGCUCCCCAGAAAGAAGAAAAAAUAAUAAUACUUGGCAACAAUUAGUGCGAAAGAUCUAAUUCAAAUUUAUUGCUCAAAAAUAAAUAAAUGAUAAUGUGAACAGAUACCUCAGAUGCAAAUGAGCUUCCUUAUAAGCAGUCAAAAUAAAUGAAAUGGGAAGGAUUAGGAAAGUAGCGUGGUCGAGUGCAUUUAAUUAUUUACAGUAGGAUGCAUAGUACUCUUUUGGAGAGCAUGGUCUUAUUUGGUAAUGAAUAUAUCGGAUAUCCAGCUCUUGCACUGGUUGUAAUUCACAACUCUGUCUCUUUCACCAGCGAUCGACCAACGCAGGUAGUUCAGCUCAAAUCAGAAUUUCUGCAGUUUUCUUCAUGUCAGUGUGCAUCACUUCAAAUAUUCACAGCUCGUAGAACUGUGUGUAUCUUCUGCAUGCAAGAUAAAAUAUCAUUUCUUAAUCACUGCAAACAUAAACAUAAUUAAAAGUUUUCAAGCGUUUGAUAAUAUCUGAAAUGGUGUUAGAUCUAAUAAGUAAUUUCCAGUAAUUUAAAACAGUUAUAAGUUUUGUUUCACUUUUCAAAAAUAUCCUAUGGCUUUGCAACUUCAUUCAAGCAUUCUUUUAAAUGACCAUUAAUAAAUCUUAUUUGUGCGGAAUUAAUAUAGCAGUGCAUUUUAAAUUUGUGAAUUUAUACAUAAUUUAUUUGUCGUUUGAAUAAAUUACCUGCUGAAAUUUUUCUAUUUCCACAUCUUUGAAAGCUUUAUUGGCGAAAACAUAAAAAUUUGAUUAAAAAAUGGGAAAGGAGAGACAUUUGUAUCAAGAAGUUAGUACUAGUAUGCUUAUAAAACUGAAAAGAUAUGACGUGUUUCAGUACAUUGGGUGUCCUGUUGACUUCAUUUCGUUUUUGAUUGCUACUAAACUUAGGGAAUCGGUUCUACAAUGAGAAAGAUUGACGGCUAAUUUUUUAAAAUGUGUUUUAGCUUUAUUUAAACUUGUAUUUUCCAAUAUUUGAAAGGCAAGUUUUUCCCUGCUUUAUAUUUUUCUUCUUCGUUUAACUUGCGUUUUGAUCAGACUGUCAGAGCUGAUUAGAAUUUAUUUCAGAUUAUGUUAUUCAAAGUUUAAAUUUAAAACAGGGCUUAAUUUGAAGUUGUUGUUCAGGCAGUAAGUGUUGAUAUUUUUUAAAUAUGUUUGGAAUUUUUAACUGAUCGUAAGAGGGGUGCUUGAACUGUAUAGUAAAAAAAAAAGGUUUUUGUGAAAAUAUGUAUAUAUACUUGUAUAAAUUUAAUCUGGCACUAACUGAAAAAAGUUCUUAUUAGUUUUGUAUUGAAAACAUCCUAAUCCAUUCAAUAAUUCAGUUUAAAUCAAUAAUAUUACUGCCUACUUCUUUCUGUUUCCUACUUUCCUUCCUCUCCCCCUCCCGUAUAAUACUGCUAAAUUAGUUCAUUAUCUACUGCAUUCUUGAUGGAGAUGGAUGCCCUUGUUCACUUUUUAGCUGAGAUAUAAAGCUAUUUAAUGAAAAAUUCAUAGUGGCUCACAUUUGUUUUCGAACACAUGGGUUUCUUAAUUUUAAUUGCAAAUAUCAGUUACUGAGUAUUAUUUAAAUGAUUUCAUACUACUGUGAACAUAUACUACCGAUCACACAUACUACAUAUAUUACAGAUCAUGUCUUUUCAAAACUUGGUUGUUUUGAAAAAAAGUUAGUCAACACGAUUUUGGUAAAUAAUAACAAUAAUAAUAAUUGAUUCAACUAUUUUAAAAUGAACGCACAUAAAUAUUAGAACAUUAAAAAAUAGAAAAGUGAGACAUUUAGUAUUUCAUUCGAUAUACUUUAGCUAAAAUUACACUUUUUAUGUUUUUGGCGUGGAUUUCCCCCCCCCCCAUGUAAGAAUACUUCUUAGUAAAAAUUUCGAAGAAGAUGAUAUCUUCUUAUUCUUUCCUCCAACUCUCUCCAUAUAUAUUCGAUAUGAAUACGGAGGUGUUCUGAUAAACUCAGAUCAGUUAUAUGAUAACCAUGAGCAAAUAUUUAGGAUUGUAUGUUCAGGAUUGUUAUCUUGAUAAAAUCUGAAUCAAUUUUGUAUUCCAAGUUUUCUUGCAUAUGCAUUUCAAGUUUUCAUUAAGAACAUUUAUAUAUUUGUACCAAUCCGUGCUAUUGUGUAUAAAAAAAAAUAAUAUCCAUUCCAGAGGCAGCGAAGCAUCCCCAAACCUUUCUGCCUCCGCACCGUGCUUAAUUGUAAGCAACAGAUUCUAGGAUUCAGUUAUUAGUUCAAUUUUCGCCUCACAGUAGUUUGUCCAUCAGACCCAGUUGUAUAAAGUUUUGACUCGUCUGCAAAUAUAACAUUAUUCCAAUAUUACAAAUCUUUGCUUACUAUAGAUUUUGCAAACGUCACUCGUAUUUUCCUUGUUUUCGUGCUGAGUAAGAAUUUAAUUCUUGCUGAUCUUCCCUAUAAAAGUAGUAUCCAUGUGCUAUAAAGGCUGUUCAAAGUGUUUCAGAGUUAACUUUGAUAACAAAUCGUUCUUUUAAAUACGUUGAAAACGUUUUGGUCUUGUUUUAUUUUUUCUGGAAUAAAUCAGCGAUUGCUUGGUAAUAGCUUAGAACGUGAUCUAGACCUCAGCGCAUUUUUUUUUUUUUUUUUUUUUGGAUAUUUUGAAUACUUUUACCAUCUUUAAAGGAUACAUAAUUAAAUUUUUAACAGCACUUGUCAUUAAUGUGUGGUGUCUUGCCGUGGCCACUUCAAGUGUAUUAAUAUAUUUUGCUGAACAAGUAAUAACUUGCAAAUGCAGAUAAUAAUUCGUGUGAAAAGUGAUCGAAUUUGCCUAAUUUGUGAUUUGAAACAAAUUGUGACAAGAAACAUCGUUUUCCAAAUUCAUCUAAAUAAAAUUUUCGAGUAUCCGAAUUAUUAUGCGAGAUACUAUUUAACACUUUUUUAGAAAUUACUUUAUUACAAGGAAUAUUUUGAUGAUAUUAGUUUUGCAACAGGAAAUUUUUUAAAUACAGAAAAAAUAGUCUAUUAGAGAAAAAUUUUAAUUUAUGUUUAUUACAAGAUCUAUGCAAAUGCAUAUCAAACUACAGGUGCCCAAAAACAAAUAUGAAUCCUCAUAAUAGAGAUCAGGUUUGAGCUAUGUGUAUAAAAUUAUUUGAUACGCGAUCUGUUUUAGUAAUUUUACAUUUCAAAAUCUAGCGAAAUAAUAAUCAUAUUAAAUCAUAUAUUAAGUAUCAUUUCAAUAAUUAUUUCGGAAUGCAUUAGUCAUAAAUGAAAUCAUGAAUGUAAUCCUUUUUAUUUUUAAUUGUUACCUGCAAUAAUUUUAUGAGAUAUUUAUAAAGAUAUCCGUUUUCAAACAAGCACAAUGCAAUACUACGCGCAGUGUAUUAUUUAUUAACCAGCGAAAAACAAGUUUAAGCAGCAAAAGCUUUAAAAAAAUAAACCUUGUCAAUUUUUAGAAGUCUGCAAUUCUGAAACACCUUCAGUAUUUUAUACAUGGAUAAACUAAUUAUCGAUUCUUAAACUGAAUGUAUUCAUUGUGGCAAUUUCAUUUUGUCGAAUUGUGCAAAGCUCCACACUCAGUAUUUAUUGUCGUAUUGCAAUGAAAUAGGGAAUUUCUGAUACAUAUUUGUAAAAUAAAUAAAAACUUGGAAGCAUAUUUGGAAAGUGAGGAAAAUGUAUUUUUUAUACGAAAUAGUUUUAAACAAAUAUUUUUUAAAUGCACCAGAUGGCAGCACGAACAAAUAUAUGAACGCAAGUUUUCUCCUGCCGUAGUAAAAGCGGGUGAUUCUACUGAACUGAAGCUGAAAAAUUCCAGAUAGAAAACCAUCUGAGGUAAAUAAUUCAUUUUUUACCUACGUCACAACGCAUUUAACUGGGAUCUGGAUUUCUAAAUUAACAAAGCGUUAUAGCAAAGAAAAGUAAUGCAGUUUAAUAAGUCAGUAAAAUAUUACAGUAAAACGAAAUGCAAAAUCAAGCUAAUUUGAAUGUUUAAAUUAAUGAAAGUUGCAAAAUCAAACUAAUUUAAAUGUUUAAAUUAAUGAAAGUAUGUUUCCGUAUCUGCGGAUCCGCAUUCUUUAGCCUAAUUUUUCUUCAACUGAAUGUCAUCGUCUGUCUUUGUACUUGCGCAUUUGUCAUAUUUCUCACAAUGGCUAUAAAUACAGACACAAAAUUAUUGCCAUACAUCUUAGAGCUCAAUACACAAAUUACGUAUUUCAGUCUGAGUAACUUAACUUUCCUUGUAGUUCAAGUAAUUUUGUUCACAAAGUGACAAGUGAAUAUCCAAUCUCUCAAAUUCUGCCAAAUUCCUCAUAUUAUCAUUCCAAAACAAUUUUCAGUUAUUGCCAGACAAAAAUGUUUACAAUUGCGUAUACUAGCAUUUAUCAAAAAAUUUUAGACGUGUAACAUACGAAUACCUUUUAUGGUCACCCAAGUUUAUAAACCCAAAGCAUUGUUGUUUAGAGUUCCAACAUUUUCUGGGAAAUUUUCGUGCAAGUUGAACUGUGAAUUGUGAUUUUAAAUAGUUGAUUAAUUUCAAACUUCUUUGGCUUGAACGGAAUAUUUUAAUUUAAUUUUUAACAUACGCUUCUUUUAUUAAAUCAUCUAUUGCAUGUUUUAUAUAAUAAAUUGCUCGACAGUAUGUAUUUUAAAUAGUCGGCUAAAUGGCUCUUCGGAUGGGGAAAAAUAUUUUUUUAAAUUACUUGCUUUUUCUUUGCCAUAUUCAUCUUCUCGUAUUAGAGUAAGUACCCCGCUCAUAGAAUCACUUUACCAAGUCUGUAGUUUAUGCUGAUUUUAUAACUCUAGGUUUGACUGUAUAUUAUUUAUGUAAAACUAAUUUAAGUUUGUGAAUUGAAAUAAUUGAAUAAAACAUUCACAUUCACAAGUUUAAUAUUUUAUAUUAGUAAAUUAUAUCAUAUGUACAUAAUUAAACAUAAUCCAAUUUUGACAAGAGAAAAUAUAUGCAAAGCAUUCAAAAUGUAGAAAAUGUUCUUUGACCUAGUAAUAUGCUAUUCUGUUUUUUACAAAAAUAUCGUUCUCAAACCUCGAAAGGGUAAUUGAAAUACUUGGAUAUUUUUUUUUUUUUUGAAAUAAUUUAAGACGUUUUUCAAAUUAUAAUUAUAAUACGAUACUUUUAUAUUUUGAAUUACGUUUCUGAGCAACAAUUAUUUCAGCUUCUUCAUUAAAGGUGAAACUUUCCCCAAUUUAGCAUUGUUGGCUAUAUAUUAAAUGGUACAAUACAGCAUAAUCAAUAACAUUAUUUAUGACAAUUUAGCAAACAUAACGCUAUAAACGAAAUCAAGUGACAACAUCUGUGUUCAUCAUUUAUGUUAAUCAAACUCAAUUAAUAUUUAUAUGAAAGUAUAACUUUAAGUGUACACUCUUAGAUUUUAUUGUAACAUUUUUAAAUGCAAUCUUCAGCAAAGAAGGAUUUACACUUUUCAUAAUUUAUUAAUAUUCUCAAAUGCAUGUUUUUUUUUAUUUUUCUUCGUUUAAUAUAUGUAAAAGCGACGAAAUUUGGGUCAUGCCGCUAACCUGGAACAAAUAUAGGACUAACAGGAUAAAAUAAUCAAUGGCAACAUGUAAAUGGACGGUGAAAUUGCAAUUCAUUUACUGUACAAACAUAACUUACAUCUCUUCGCUUAAAACUUGCAGUGUUCAAAACUGGCUUCAAUGUGUAUGACAAGCACGUGCUAAAUAUCUGCAUUUUGCAUAUUCCUUCAAGUGCAAUACAAAAGAGUUGUUUAUUUUCUAUUAAUCAAACCUGCAUGAUCUGAAUCUGUGCAAGGUGCUUUGCAAAGUUUCUGUAAACCUUUAUAUGUACAUACAUAUUUACCAGUUAGAGCUACACAAAGUUAUUGUCUAUGAGCAUAUAGUAGAUUUCGUUGAGUUCAUCUUUUAUAUAAUGUGUGCAGAAGGCAUUUUCAUGUAAAGUAUUCUUUUAUUUUAAAUUUUAUCUUGUAUUUUAGGCUGCAGUGAAAUAUUUUGUAUUUUAUUCUCUCAUUUACUAUUUUCUCAAUUUACUGCUUUCACGCACUCAAUAAUUAUUGCAAUUGAGUGCUGCGAAGAUAAUAAUUCAUUGUACUGAAUUUUUAGAUGCUUUUCUUAUCACUGGACACAAUAAAAAUCACUCUGAAUUAUUUAA
Molecule: messenger RNA, 9245 nt
Organism: Stegodyphus dumicola
Lineage: Eukaryota; Metazoa; Arthropoda; Arachnida; Araneae; Eresidae
Product: glutamate receptor 1-like
Biological process (GO): monoatomic ion transport
Cellular component (GO): membrane
Molecular function (GO): signaling receptor activity; ligand-gated monoatomic ion channel activity
Source: RefSeq, a predicted model, not a curated record